GUUGCAUACCAGGUUAAAGAGGCCCAUUUUAAGGCACACCCAGACUGGAAAUGGUGUAACAAAGACAGAAAGAAAUCCAGCUCUGAUGUAAAGACGGCACUUGUGGGACCUGGAGGAGUGUCAAAGGACAUUAGAGAGAGAAGUGUAUCUGAGACUGGAACCGUUGGAGAGGUUCUGGUGUCUUCCCAUGGUGUUACCUCAGGGACAGAGCAAAGGGGAUGUCCUGGGGUUGCAUCAGUAAAUGAGCGACUUGGAGUGGAUGGAACCCAGGCACAGUUGACACGACCCAGAGCUUUCUCUCACAGUGGGGUGCACAGUUUGGAAAGAGCUGAUAGGAACAACACACAGACCUUAGUCGAGUUGGCACAGAUUUGUGGCAGCACAGCCUCUCAGUUUUCUGGGACCUCUAGUGUAAGAUUCACAAAUCCUAGGAGGUCCUAUUCCCGUUCACAACGUGCAGCCAGUGAAGACAUGACAAGUGAUGAGGAGCGAAUGGUCAUCUGUGAGGAAGAAGGAGAUGACGAUGUCAUAGAUGAUUCCUUUCCCGCUGGGACCAUUGAUCUGAAAUGUAAAGAAAGAGUAACAGAAAGUGAUAGUGAAGGGGCCUCUGGGGAGGAGCCUGAAAGCAAGAGAGCCUUUGCACCCGUAAUUCGCUCUUCCUCUGCUGUUGUACCUUCAUCCUCAUCCUCCUCCAUUUUUGCACAUUGUCGUACUGGAAGUGAUUUAAAAUCUGAUAAAAUUACUGUUGAAGAAAAACAGAGCCUAAUCCAGGAGCACCCAAGUUCUUCAGCAGUGCUCCAGCAGCAGCUUGGAAUGGCUAACUUAGUCAGUUCACAGUCUGGUCAGCAACGCAGUGUUUCCUUGACCUUGUACCAGCCAAGCAAUGCAUACACUGUCUCAGGUGGAGUUAGCACUGGAGUUGGCAAGCAUUUCCCAGCAACUGGAGACAUUAGUAGCAGUGAGAGCACAAUGCAGGUUUUUGACAGAAAGAGGAAGCGUGUUGAGAAUAGUGGAAUGGCAGUUCAAUUGAAGGACUCCACAGCAGGGAUUUCUGAUUCACUUGCAUAUGGGACAAACGCUUCAGUGCCUCCUAAUGUAAACCAGUCAGUAAUCGCAAGUACUGUCAGCGUACUGCCCACAUUAGUCUUCCCCCAUUCUUCACCUGUGACUAACACCUCAUGCAUUUUCUCCACAAAGGCCUCACUUGCUGCAAGCAGCACAGGUGUUCUUGGUACUAGCUUGGCACCGGUUAUGGGGGCAACAAGAAUGGCUUCCACUGUUGUGACUAGUGUGGUAAAGCCUGUGAGCAGUACGCCUGUACCUAUUGCUAGUAAGCCUCCACAGUCUGCUGCUACAACAGUUGGGAGGGAUUCAGCAUCCACUUUAGGGGUCACACAAAGUGCUGUUUCUUCACUGGAACACCUGCAUGGUGUACAGAAUAGAGCGGUUAUGACACCACCAUUGAGCACAGCAAAUAAUGCAAUUACAGUUGGUGCGGGCCGGAUUUCAGGUUCUCCUCUACCCCAGGUAGGGGUGAUUUACACUGAGAAACAGCAGCAGCAACCACAAAUUCUUAUCGGACAAGGAGCAAGCAUUGGGGGUGUGGCUAAGCAACACUUUUCACCUAGCACAUCUGCUGGUACCAGUACCCUCAAUGUAGCAGCUGUGACCAACUUGGUUGUUGGUGGAGCACACUCCUUUGGUAAUUCAGGACAAACCAUAAAUUCCACUAGGCAGCCUGCUGCAGUUCAGCUUAUAGCACAACCUCCUGGUGCCACUCCAGGAGCCAGUAAUAAUGGUCCACUUCCUCUGGGUAUCCUUCAGUCUCCAGCACAGUUCCUGUCCACUGCUGCAUCCCCAGCUUGUGGGACAAAAGGGAUAACACAAGUACAGUACAUCUUACCAACCCUUUCUCCCCAGUCACUGAACAAUGCUGCAUCCUCUGGCAGUAAUAAAAUUGGUCCUGGAGGUCAGACUACUCUUCUACCCACUUCACACAAUCAUCACCCUCCUGUUGCUCAGCAACCAGCCAGCAUACAGUUCACAUUGCCAGCACCACCGCCUGGUACUGGAGCAGCUAAUGGAAAGGUUAUUGCUACAGCAACAGGAGCAUCACAAGCAAUACCGAUCAUGCAACCCGGACCUGCUGCUAGCCCAACAAUUGGUGUCGUUUCUCCAGGGCACAGAGCUCAGUCUUUGUCUCCAGUGCAAGCCCAGUCUCCAGUACUUUCAAGCACGGUGCUGCAGCCUUCAAGCAUUCUGACUCCGACAGGACCUGUUCAGGGCAAGAUGUUGGUGCCUAUGUCAGCAGUCAGGCCAGCAAACUCGGGUCAGCCUCCCCCUUUGCCAGUUGUUCCAUCUCACCUUCCUGUACCUGUCCAAAAUGGUGUACAGCCUAGCAAGAUAAUUCAUAUUGCAUCAGUACCUGUUGUCCAGUCCCAGCUUUCUUCAACGGGUGCAGUGCAGGCUGGAAGUCACUUUCCAGUUACUAUGGCAACUGCAGCAGUGAUGACUCCUGGUUCAUCACAACCACAGAAAGUCCUUCUGCCUUCUGCAACUGCUCGUAUUACAUAUGUCCAGCCUGCACCUGGUGUACCCACACCAGUUCCUCUGGUCUCUUCAACUGUCACUUCAUCCCAACAAGCUCAACAUACUCAAGGGUCUGCAUAUGUUCCAUCUCCUAUGAGCACUCUGGGUUUUGCUGCUAUUGCACCCUCUGGACAAACAUUGGUUCAACCUAUUAUAACAGGUCAGCCCUCACUUCUAACCCCUGGACAAUCUCAGUCUUGCCCUCAACUACCUCCAGCAAAUCCUCCCAGUUCUGGGGGUACAAGCCAGUUAUUGACUGCGAUCUACCCUUCUCCAGGUGUGGCUACUGCAGGUGUUGUGUCAGUUGCAACAGUGCCCCAAAGUGUAGUAUACUCUGUGUCCAGCCCCUCUGCAGCUCACAGUACCUCUGCUCCAGGAGCAUCUAAUAGUUCUGUGGUAUCAAUGCAACAUCAGUCUUCUAUCUACCAGUACUCCUCAGGCUCUGGACUAGCUCCGGUUCCAGCAAUGUCAGGCAGUGUACCAGUUGCACCAAAAGCUUCCCGGAUGGCACCCUCCACACCUUCUGCAUCUUCAGUGAAAACUCCACAAAAGGUGAAGGCCACACUAGCUAGUAUUCCUGUGGGCAACUUUGAAGGUGUCCGGAGCAGUACCCCCAACAAGCCAUCUGGAUCAGGGGAGAGAGAGGUUACUACAGUAGUAGGGCCUCGGUUUCUGUUUGACAGUGAUAAACCGAGCACUGGGAACUCUCCCACAACUCCUCACACUCAGUCUAGAAGGACAGAACCUGAGCUUGCGUGCCAGGUUGAUCCAGCUGGGGAAUCUCGAGACAGCAAAUCGGAUUUGGUUCGAUCAUCUGGGACACCUCCAACUGAGGAUAAGCCAGCCACAUCAGCCCAAAAAUUACAGGAGAGCUGGGAGAACAGUGUAACCACAAAUAAUAAGAGUUGCAACAGUGCUGAUGACAGAGGAGGAACAGAAGGCCAGCUCACUUCGGGAGGAAACGGUGAAAAUACAUUGCAAAACACAGCAUCUGCAGCAUCUAUAGGAUCUGUUCGAGGCAAAGAAAGUGCUGCUCAGGUCCAGAGUGCAAGGAGGGGCCCAGUUUCAGAAAGUUCAACCGCUUGUCAGCAACAUGCUACCACAGCUAUCACCACUUCCUCUUCAUCAUCCUCCCCCUCCUCUUCCUCUUCCUCCUCCUCCUCCUCCUCUUCCUCCUGUACCUCGUCAGCCAACUCUACAGUAGUGGGAGGAACAGAAAAUACAAAGACACUUCCUCCUCAGGUAGAAGAAAGAAAAGAACCACUACCUACAAAGAAAAUAAAAGUGAGGCCACCACCUUUGAAAAAGACCUUUGACUCUGUGGACAAGGUGUUGUCAAAUGUGUAUUUUGAGGAGCGUUUCGCAGAACUCCCAGAAUUUAGACCUGAAGAAGUCCUGCCCUCUCCAACUCUGCAGAGCCUUGCCACUUCUCCCCGUGCAAUUCUAGGCAGUUACCGCAAGAAAAGAAAAAAUUCUACUGAUCUUGAUUCUUCAACGGAGGAUCCAAUAUCUCCAAAACGAAAGAUGCGUCGCAGGUCAAGUUGUAGUUCAGAGCCAAACACACCAAAGAGUGCAGCCAAGUGUGAGGGUGACAUUUUCACCUUUGAUCGUCCAGGGACAGAUUCUGAGGACAUUUUAGGAGAGCUGGAGUUCGACAAGGUGCCAUAUUCCUCACUUCGUCGAACUCUAGACCAGAGGAGGGCAUUGGUUAUGCAGCUUUUCCAAGAACAUGGGUUUUUCCCCUCGGCACAGGCGACAGCUGCCUUCCAGGCCCGUUUUGCUGACAUCUUUCCCACAAAGGUGUGUUUGCAGCUAAAGAUUCGAGAAGUGCGUCAGAAGAUCAUGCAGACUGCUACACCAACGGAAAUGAGUAUCCCAGGAAGUUCCCAAGACCAGCCAGCUAGUGUCCCUAGCACUCCUACUCUUAUAUUGGGUAGUAUUAGCAACUGCCAGCAAGGUGUUGAAGGUAUAUCUAUUUCAGGCCAGUCUAUUGAGGCUAGCCAUUCCCAUGAUACACCAGAGCCAGGGGAACAAGAACAGACCAGCAGUCCCAGCUCCCAGCAGCAUAUGCACACAUCCCAGGAUUCCAGUAGGUGAAGAGUCAAGUGGAGGAAGGAAGGGUUGAUGGAAUCAUGCAUAGUCAGUCAGAGGGAUGAGAGCUCCAUUAAUUCUGACUAGAUUCUGUAUCGAGGGGAAGAAACCUCCCUUCAUCUGGGAGGUACAAGUAUAUCUUUGGAGAAACUUUCAGUCUUGGUCCCCAGUCUUUUUCAAAACUCAGAAAAUGUUGACCCCUUUUCUCUUAAGUGGUACGUGGUAGCCUUCCACUGUUUAUCACAGAGCACAGUGUACUGAUCAUGGCUGCUGAAGACUGUUUGGAAGAGGGGGUCCAUCUUAGGGAAACCCAGUGGAGUUGGGUUAAGAAGUACACUAUAAUUAGGUUUCAGUUUAAUUUGCUGAAAGCUCUUCUGUUUGAAGCUGUUACAAUGUCAGCAACAUAGUAGGCAGGGUUUGCCACUUACUUUGCUAUUAUGUUCACUUUACCAGAGUUGGGUGGGCAGGGAGGUAAUCAUGAUCUGAUUUGCUCAAAAAUUAAAAUAAUCCUGCUAGUUAUUUUUAGCAGGUGCACAUCGAUACCUGCCAUGCCAGUGGUGGUUGGAAUCAAUGCCUGAAAACAUAACUUGUUGAUCAAAUUGCAAUAGACAGACUGAGUCAAUACAUGUAGAAGCAUCAAGAUUUUUGAAACCACUUUUUAAUCAUAGAUAUAGAGAAAUGGCUUGUGGCCAGGAUGUCACUGUGGGGGGCCACUUGAGAGGAAGCACAAAUGGAGCAUACUCCUUUUAAAACUGCAUCAAUGUUUUAAAUGUUUUUGGACAUUUCCUGCUGUUUGAUAAUCUGUCUGUUUUGAAAGUGUUCUCCUGACACCUUCUGCACAGGACCCCCAGGAGCAGGGUCUGUACUUUCACACUAGCUUCCCUUUGAUCGGGGCUGCAGUGUUCUUAAGACUAAGGAGUCAUGGUGGUCUAAGGUAAAAGCAAGAAGUUAAUCAUGAUGCAGUGGUUACUACUUCUGAUGGCUCUAAGUAAUGUACUGCAGCUUGCACAAAAGGGCAAGGAAUCCUAUGGAAAUUCCUGACUAGAAAACCGAAGAAGAACCACGUGAAAGGAUUUACAGUGGGCAGUGCUGCAGUCUCACUUCUAGGAGCUGCCUUACAAUUUGAUGAACAUACAGAGGCCUUUUGAGGGAAACUGCUUUGGCUUCACUUAGAAGCAUAAAUAGAACCGUCUGAUCUGCAGACUGGGUUUAUCGCUUGGUGAAGAACUGUCCUGUGAACUGAAGGGGAUCCUGUUGGGAGGAGUAAAGGGCCGCUGGUCAGAGCAGCGUUUCCACAGUUACUAAUAUAUUGAUAAAGUGUCACACUUUUAACAGUAAUAAUGAUAUAAAAUAAUUUUAUAUUAUAUAAAAUGCUUUUAAAAUGGAAGGACUCAUUUAUUUCUUAGCUGGUUUGUGAAAAACCACAAUGGUUUUGUUUUUUUGUUUUUUUUUUU
Messenger RNA from Polypterus senegalus (gray bichir), 6134 nucleotides. RefSeq names its product protein capicua homolog. The transcript is spliced from 15 exons. Gene Ontology annotation, biological process: regulation of transcription by RNA polymerase II. The annotation marks the transcript as partial. Gene Ontology annotation, cellular component: nucleus. The record is from RefSeq and is a predicted model, not a curated record. NCBI's taxonomy places the organism in Eukaryota, Metazoa, Chordata, Cladistia, Polypteriformes, Polypteridae. Gene Ontology annotation, molecular function: DNA-binding transcription factor activity, RNA polymerase II-specific; RNA polymerase II transcription regulatory region sequence-specific DNA binding.